AACCCAAAAAAACCUGAAGAACCCAAAGAACCUGAAGAACCCGAAGAACCUGAAGAGCCCAAAGAACCCAAAGAUCCUAAACCCAAAGAACCCAAAGAUCCUGAAGAGCCCGAGGAACAGUUGCAAGAAAGAUCUUAG
Molecule: messenger RNA, 138 nt
Organism: Racocetra persica
Lineage: Eukaryota; Fungi; Glomeromycota; Glomeromycetes; Diversisporales; Gigasporaceae
Source: the annotation of a GenBank genome assembly